CAGGAGGGCAACCUGAAACAUCUCUAAAUUACUACGUGGAGAGUGUUCUGCGUAUGCCUCGACCAAUUCGACAAUUCAGUCAAAAGGCGGAGCAGUACUGUCAGUUGAAACAUGUUCUGUUUCUCUGGCGCGUCUUGAGCCUUCAGAGGGCAACAAUUUUCAUAAGGGGACAUGAGGAUCCGUUUGAACAGAUUCCAGACAUGUUCAAGGAGAAAAUGCCAGUUAAGUUGAAAAUGAAGUUUAUCAAAAGCCUACCAAUGAUUGAUUUGGGUCGCUUCGUGUUCGAGGUGUUGGAGCUAAUUGCUCUCAACAUUGUAGGGGAGUCUCUAGACAAAAACGAUACGAGGUAAUCUAGCCAGCGUUUUCAUGGGUAUGGGGAAUCAGCGGUAGUUUUAUGACUCCUUCACGACCAAAAGUAAUGGAAAUGAUGUUAUAUCUCUUGCCACUCACAACAAAGACUUUUUGUGCGAGAAAUGGGUUUUUAAACAGUUUAAACAGUCUACGUUUUAGACCAGUUUAACAGGCUUAGAUAGAUUUGGCGGACAUGUUUGUAUCCUCGUUAACACCCAACUCAGAUCAUCUUUCCGAUCUUCAAUAUUCGACGUCAUCACAGCUACGUCAUCACAGCUACGAUUUCCUCUUGAGCGGCAAAAAAAUU
Molecule: messenger RNA, 658 nt
Organism: Stylophora pistillata
Lineage: Eukaryota; Metazoa; Cnidaria; Anthozoa; Scleractinia; Pocilloporidae
Product: E3 ubiquitin-protein ligase RNF213-like
Molecular function (GO): ATP hydrolysis activity; ubiquitin-protein transferase activity
Source: RefSeq, a predicted model, not a curated record